UCUCCACUCUGCCUGGAAUGUGAGGGAAGGAGGAGGAGGAGGAGGCUGCGCUCCACCCACAUGGGCUUUUCCACACACCGCCGCUCACAACACGGGAAUGAAAAGGGCCUCUCACAUGAGCCUGCACACUCAGGGGAUAAAGAAAGGAAAGCCAAGAAUGAUGGCAUCAGGGAAGGUGAAUCACCCUCCUGGAAGCAGACACCGCGCACCUCAUGUUAGCACCUCAGCAGCGCUCCAGCGCCACAUCUAGAGGAAGCUGAAUGGAGACAGCUGCUGCCAGGCACAGGGCAUCCCUCUCCAGCUCUGCUCAUCCCUGACUCCUCGGAUUGAUAGCGGUGUGUGUGUGUGAGGAAUGGACAGCCGGAUGAGGAGUGAUAGGUGACUGAUAUAGAGAAGAGGGAGCGGCGUGCUGGAUCAUGCUCCAAGCAUUUGUUUAGUGUCGGACUGAUAAGAUCACAUAGCUGAGCCUUGUGCACUAUGGGGGUCUGCUGAUGGGAUCGUCGUCCAUGGGCCAGAUGAGUAGCUUCUGCCAUCACAGCCAAGUGACACAUUGAGCUCCUCGUCCUCCUGCUGAGGAGACAUGGAUGGAGAUGGUGCGGAGAAGCUGGAGAACAAUGCUGAUGACAGCUGCCUCCAUGGGGGGUCAGACAAGGGGGCUGCCGGCUUGGUGGAACAGAUGAACCUUUCCUCCCCAUCUCAGUCCCUCUCUGAGGAAGAAUCAGGGACAAAUAGUCCUCCUGAGCUGGGCCCCAAGCAGCAUGGGGUGAAGAGGCAUAACCACAAGCACAACCUGAAGCACAGGUAUGAAUUGAUGGAGACCCUGGGCAAAGGCACCUAUGGCAAAGUCAAGAGGGCCAUCGAAAGGUUCUCCGGAAGAGUGGUUGCCAUAAAAUCAAUCCGUAAGGACAAAAUAAGAGAUGAGCAAGAUAUGGUUCACAUCAGGCGAGAGAUUGAAAUCAUGUCAUCACUCAGCCACCCGCAUAUCAUAAGCAUAUAUGAAGUAUUUGAAAAUAAAGAUAAGAUUGUGAUCAUCAUGGAAUAUGCCAGCAAAGGUGAACUGUAUGAUUACAUCAGUGAAAGGAGAAGAUUGAGUGAAAGGGAAACAAGACACUUCUUUCGUCAGAUUGUCUCCGCAGUGCAUCACUGCCAUAAGAAUGGAGUUGUUCAUAGGGAUCUCAAACUGGAGAACAUUCUUCUUGAUGAAAAUGGUAACAUUAAGAUUGCUGAUUUUGGACUCUCUAAUCUCUAUCAUAAAGACAAAUUUCUGCAGACAUUUUGUGGAAGUCCACUUUAUGCAUCGCCAGAGAUUGUAAAUGGGAGACCGUAUCGAGGUCCUGAGGUCGACAGCUGGGCACUUGGUGUACUUUUGUAUACUCUGGUUUAUGGAACAAUGCCUUUUGAUGGUUUCGAUCACAAAAAUCUAAUUAGGCAAAUAAGCAGUGGAGAAUACAAAGAACCAACACAACCGUCAGAUGCUCGAGGACUAAUCAGAUGGAUGUUGAUGGUUAAUCCUGAGCGUCGAGCAAACAUUGAAGAUAUUGCAAACCACUGGUGGGUUAACUGGAGCUACAAAAGUAGUGUAUGUGACUGUGAUGUCUUAAAGGACUCAGAAUCUCCAUUGCUUGCUAGAUUCAUCAACUGGCAUCACCGUUCAACCAGCCGGCAGCUUGAGGCUGAAAACAAAAGCAAGUGCCUUUUAAAGCCAUCUGAAGUAUCACUUGAGCGGCAGAGAUCUCUGAAGAAAUCUAAGAAGGGAAAUUACAUUACACAGUCUUUGCAGGAUGGCUCUGAAGAGACCACCAUAUCAAAGAGACCUAAAAGUAUCCUGAAGAAAAGAAGCAAUAGUGAGCAUCGGAGCCACAGUGCUAGUUUUAUUGAGGGAGUUAUUAGUCCUGUAUUGUCGCCUACCUACAAAACUGAAAGUGAUAAAGGGAUCAUUGAUGCCUGUUCUAAGAAUGCCAAGGAAGUAGGCAAACCACUUAUAUGUGGUUCAAAGCAAUCUACAGCUAUGCCAAAGAAAGGCAUUUUAAAAAAGACCCCGCAAAGGGAGUCUGGCUACUAUUCUUCACCAGAGAGGAGUGAAUCUUCUGAACUAUUGGAUAAUGAUGAAACAGAAAGUGAGGAAACAUCUCAAGUCAUCAGUGAGACUAAACGAACUGUCUCUCACAGCCUUUCCUGUAGACGGAAAGGCAUUUUAAAGCACAGCAGUAAAUAUUCAAAUAGCAGUACAGAUUCACCAAUGGCUAGUAUCACCACAGAAUCACUGGAAUCAAUGGAGCAAGGACUUCUGCCUGGGGAAGGAUUGUCUCGAAGCUACAGUCGUCCGUCCAGUGUUAUUAGUGAUGACAGCAUCCUCUCAAAUGACUCAUUUGAUUUGCUUGAAUUGACAGGUGGCAGGCCAAAUCGACAGAGAAUACGCAGUUGUGUAUCAGCUGAAAAUGUCCUUUUUGUUAAGGAUUUUGAGAGGCCUCAAAAAAGUCCUCGUCCACAGAACCUGAAACGUUUUCGUAAUCGUUUUGCUGACAGCAGUUUUUCUUUGUUAACAGAUAUGGAUGAUGUUACUCAGGUUUACAAAAAAGCUUUGGAGAUCUGCAACAAGCUCAAUUAGAAAAGCAAAGUUCUUUAGGCCAUUACUUUGCUGACAGUGUAAAGUCUAGAAAAAAAAUGCACCACGGUUAAAACAUGGCAACUGCACUUCUCUUUUUUCUUUACAAUCAAACUACUUAGAAAACUGAAUUUUGAAUGCCUUUUAUAAGAGUAAUUUUAUACUGUGGAAGCCUAAAAUCUUUUGUGCUAGAAAAAAAUAAACCCAAAUAUAAUUAUUAUUUUUUAUUUUAAUAGGUACACUUUAUUAGGGUGGAAUUAAUAAAAUGAAGGGUAAUUUUUUUCAGCAUUUUACUUGAAAUAUAAUUUUUUAGCUUUUGAACCUAUUUUUUUCUUUUUUUUACGUAUUUUAUUUGUUAAAUCUCUGGUAGAAAUUUGGGUAACUGGAUAGAGUUUAUCAGGUAGAGAAGUACUUGCACAUAUUUUUUAAUUAACUAAUUUAAAAGUAUAAUAAUUAAUAUCUUUGUUUUCCUAUGAGAACAAACUGCCAUAAAUGGUAGGCUUUUUAUAUAUUUAUUAAGAUAUCCAUAUUUUGUUGCCAUGAUUACUAUUUACUUAACGUAAGUCUAGCAAAACUGUUUUUUUUUUUUUUUUUUUGCGUGGUUAGUGGAGUUGGAAAGAGCUGGAGUCCUUUGUCCUGGGACAGGAAGUAAGGCAAAUUCUCACCACUCUUCCCAAAACUUGUAAAAAAAAGAAUUUUGGCUAGACUUUUAUUUUAAUAUUUUUUUUUAUGUUUAAUGGUAAACCUUCAGUAUAUUCUUUUGAAGCUGCCCAUGUGUCGGAGAAAUAAACCUUUUGCACAGGUUCAAAAAUAUGUCAAUGACAGAAUGCUGUUUUUUCCAGCAGGGAUGUGAUUCAAGAAAAACAAUUCCUUUGCCAGAAAGAUUUCCAUAAGUGUUAAUCUGAUGCUGGUGCUGUGAAAAGCUGCACCAAAAGGCUGUGUAGUUUACUGAUACAAUGCAAAUGUAUUAUUUUGGACUAUGUAGUUAUUGGCUUUCUAGUGAAGUACAACAAGUUGCUGAAUUUAA
Messenger RNA from Rana temporaria (common frog), 3632 nucleotides. It is a transcript of the gene NUAK1, whose product is annotated as NUAK family kinase 1. Bases 581 to 2608 code for a protein of 675 amino acids. Gene Ontology annotation, cellular component: cytoplasm. Gene Ontology annotation, biological process: microtubule cytoskeleton organization; protein phosphorylation; intracellular signal transduction. Gene Ontology annotation, molecular function: tau-protein kinase activity; ATP binding; protein serine/threonine kinase activity. The transcript is spliced from 7 exons. NCBI's taxonomy places the organism in Eukaryota, Metazoa, Chordata, Amphibia, Anura, Ranidae. The record is from RefSeq and is a predicted model, not a curated record.